CCCACCCCCUCACUUCCCUCCUGUUAAUCCUCUAGCAUCAGCAGCAGACACCGAGGCUAACAAAGCGCUACUUAGACUUCAGUUCAACAAUCUUCUAACCAAUCACUACCGAUGGCAGCAAUUAGGAAAAAGCUGGUUAUAGUGGGAGAUGGAGCCUGUGGGAAGACCUGCCUGCUCAUUGUAUUCAGCAAGGACCAGUUUCCUGAAGUCUAUGUGCCCACAGUGUUUGAGAACUACGUCGCUGACAUUGAAGUUGACGGAAAACAGGUUGAAUUAGCGCUCUGGGACACAGCAGGUCAAGAGGACUAUGACCGACUCCGCCCACUCUCUUAUCCAGACACUGAUGUCAUACUCAUGUGCUUCUCCAUCGACAGCCCAGACAGUCUUGAGAACAUCCCUGAGAAGUGGACCCCUGAGGUGAAACACUUCUGCCCCAACGUUCCCAUCAUACUGGUGGGAAAUAAAAAGGAUUUGCGUAACGAUGAUCACACUCGGAGGGAGCUAGCUAAAAUGAAGCAGGAACCCGUGAAACCAGAAGAUGGCCGGGAUAUGGCCAACAGGAUCGGUGCCUUCGGAUACAUGGAGUGCUCUGCAAAAACAAAGGAUGGCGUGAGGGAAGUGUUCGAGAUGGCCACCAGGGCUGCACUACAGGCCAGGCGGGGAAAGAAGAGCAAUAAAUGCGUCCUACUGUAAACUGGGGCAUGAGGACUGCUUCCUGCAGGGGGUAGAAGGAGAAUUAGGUCAACCCUACCCCCAGAUAAACACACACAAAGACUGCUCUCCCCUGUUUUUACUAAAGGUGUAAUGCUUCUACUGUUUUGUCUUAAGCAAAAGUAGUCAGGUCAUCAGUAUUCAACUUUAAGGUUAUGGAAAAUACUUUUUUGUACUUUUAACAUGAGUAAAAUUUGCCAUAAUGAAAGCUCCUUAAACAUGUUGUAUGUAAUUGUAAAGGUCACCCCAGGGUGCUGUUGUGUCAUACUUGCCAACUACAGUUAAGUGCUUAAGCCCUGCCUGCUGAUCUGAGGAAUGUGUCCACAGCCAACUAGGGUGAAGAACCUGCACACUGUGACCUGUAGUCCUUUAACUAUUCCAACAAACUGAGGCACGCAGCGAGUCUAAACCCGGCAGCGUGCCUCCUAAUAUUAAAAACAAUCCUCUGUGCAUUGUGAUCCAAUGCACACUAUUAUACUGGAAACUGGUUUUGCUAAAAACACAAGUGUUUUGUGUAAUAAAUUACUUUGUAAGAAUCUUGAUAAUUUGCUUGACUUGACUGAGACACACUGAUAGAGGACCAGAACUUAAAUGUAACGCUAACGCCGGCGUCAGGUGGACUUAUGUUUUCUUGGGUUAAAACUUUCACUGAUGGCCAGUUUGGGGUGUUUUUUUUCCGUUUCAAUGUUGGUCAGGGUUUCUGGUUCAGCCAUAGUGCAAGAAGUGCACACAGGAGAUACGCUGGGCAUUAGACAUUUAUACAAGCCACUCCUUUAGUUUUUUGUCUCGUCUGUGGAGCCUGACUAGGGACUAAUUUUUGUGGAAGCAACUUUUGAUAAACAAUGGAACUACUUAGUAAGAUAUAAAUUAUAUGUAUCAAUCAGGAUGUUAACAGUUUGAAAUAAUAAACUUGUCAGUGCUCCCUGGUGGA
This is a messenger RNA of Xiphophorus maculatus (southern platyfish), 1642 nucleotides long. Its product is annotated as transforming protein RhoA. Gene Ontology annotation, biological process: small GTPase-mediated signal transduction; cell migration; stress fiber assembly. The record is from RefSeq and is a predicted model, not a curated record. The transcript has 5 exons. The coding region runs from base 112 to 693 and encodes 193 amino acids. Gene Ontology annotation, molecular function: GTP binding; GTPase activity. NCBI's taxonomy places the organism in Eukaryota, Metazoa, Chordata, Actinopteri, Cyprinodontiformes, Poeciliidae. Gene Ontology annotation, cellular component: cleavage furrow; dendritic spine.